CAUUAUUGUUAUUUUCUGAAGUGAAGGACUAAACAAGUAAUCGCACUUUUUAAAUUGACAAUUCAAGUUUGGAACCGUAAUGAUACGAGAUGAAAUCGAUAAAAAUCAAAACUAAAACGCGCACAAUCAUACACUCAGUUGUCAUAAAUGCAGAGGAAAGGGAAGGCGGUGGUAGUGGGCGGCAGCAUAGCAGGCUUAUCCUGCGCCCACGCGCUCAUCGCCGCCGGCUGGGAGGUGGUGGUGCUCGAGAAAACAACCUCUCCUCCCACUGGUUGCGCCACCGGCGCCGGCCUCGGCCUCGACCCUCUCUCUCAGAAAAUUAUUCAAUCCUGGCUCAAACAGCCCGAAAUCCUCGACCUCAACACCUUGCCCCUCACAAUUGAUCAGAACCAAGUUACAGAACCAGAUAAGAAGAUCAACCGUGUGCUGACAAGAGACGAGGACUUCAAUUUCCGAGCGGCAUAUUGGUCCGAUCUGCAUAGCCUUUUAUACAGGGCAUUGCCCCUGGACAUCGUACGAUGGGGGCAUAUGUUCGUCUCAUAUAGUUCUUCUGAUGAUAAAACAUUGGUGAGAGUAAAUAGUAAAACUCUCGAAACAGGUGUAGUUGAAGUUACUUGCGAUUUGCUUGUUGCAGCUGAUGGUUGUCUCUCUUCAGUACGUAGGAUUUUAUUCCCGGACCUUAAAUUAAGAUACUCAGGUUAUUGUGCAUGGAGAGGGGUCCUCGAUUGCUCGGGCAAUGAAAAUUCAGAAACCUUUGGAGGGCUUAAGAAGGCUUUCCCCGACCUCGGGAGGUGCAUAUAUUUUCACUUGGGACCUAAAACUCACAUUGUGUUUUAUGAGCUGUUAAACAAUAGGAUCAACUGGAUUUGGUAUGUCAACCAAGUAGAGCCUCAACUUAAGGGAAACUCAGUAACAAUGAAAGUGAGUGAUGAUAUGGUGUGGCAGAUGCAAAAAGAAGCCGAAUGCUUCUGGCCACCCGAGCUCGUUAAACUGAUACGCGAAACGAAAAAUCCGUUCUUGAAUGUUAUAUUUGAUUCUAAGCCCCUUGACCAAAUUGCUUGGGACAACGUUGUUUUAACUGGCGAUGCAGCCCACCCAACGACACCUCACGGCUUGAGGAGCACCAACAUGUCGAUUCUCGAUGCAGCUGUUUUAGGAACGUGUCUCGAGAAAUGGGGCGUUGAGAAUUUGAACUCGGCGCUCAGAGAUUACGAGUCGACUCGCCUCCCGGUUGCCUCAGAGCAGGUUCUGUUUUCGCGGUGGCUUGGCAGAAUUAAGCAGGGUUUGGCGGGCCUGGACAAUGAUGGUGUUGGGCCCUUCGACCCGAUUGGAGUGGGCCCGGAGGAGUGUGCGGAUCUACAGCAGAAAAAUAUGCCCUUUUUUGGAGAUGUUCCUACUGUUCUGAGUGAUGCGGUACAGUUGGAGGGAAAAUAAGUGUGUUCGUUUCGAAGACUCGAACUGAUGUCAAUCGUGUUUGUUACAUCUUAUAUUUUGCUUUAACUAGUGAAAACAUUCAGUCAUUCUCACCUUCAAAGGUGUAUUUUGUAACUAUGGAAACCUCUGAAGUUUAUGUAAUUUGUCCAAACCUCAGAGCAUAUAUUCAGUUGCAGCAAUUUAGUGUCAUACAAAACAUAUGAUCAGUCAUGAAAGAUCUAUGUUCUCAUAAAUCCAGGAUGAG
Messenger RNA from Striga asiatica, 1678 nucleotides. The record is from the annotation of a GenBank genome assembly. NCBI's taxonomy places the organism in Eukaryota, Viridiplantae, Streptophyta, Magnoliopsida, Lamiales, Orobanchaceae.